AUGCCGCUCUGUCUCACUUUCAUCGACUUGAAGAAGGCCUUUGACUCAGUUGAGACGGAAGCGGUCGUGGAAGCCUUGGACAACCAAGGCGUUCCCACUCAGUACAUAAAGGUGCUUCGAGAGUUGUACAGUAACUUCACGACCGGAAUCUCGCCAUUCUACAAGAAUAUCAUCAUUGACGUGAAGAGGGGGGUUCGACAGGGUGAUACAAUCUCACCCAAAAUAUUCACAGCCACCCUCGAGAACGCAAUGCGAAAGUUGGAAUGGGACGACAUGGGAGUGAAGAUCGAUGGUCGGCAGCUACACCAUUUGCGCUUUGCUGAUGACAUCGUACUGAUAACACCUAGCAUCAGCCAAGCGGAACGAAUGCUGACCGAAUUCGCCGAAACAUGUGGAUGCAUCGGUCUUGAGCUGAAUCUUCAAAAGACGAUGUUCAUGCGGAACGGAUGGAUCUCGGAUGCCCCAUUCACGCUCAACGGAACGAACAUAUCCGAAUGCACCAGCUACGUCUAUCUGGGUCGGGAAUUGAACAUGAUGAACGACCUGGCCCCCGAGCUGGGCAGGAGGAGAAGAGCGGCUUGGGGAGCGUACAAGAGCAUCGAGGACGUAGUGAAGAAGACCAAGAACACCCGGCUCCGUGCUCACCUCUUCAACACCACCGUACUUCCUGCUUUGACCUAUGCCUCAGAAACCUGGGCACUUCGCAAGCAGGAAGAAAACGCGGUGAGCGUCAUUGAACGCGCAAUUGAGAGAGUGAUGCUAGGAGUAUCCCGUUUCAAGCAAGUGAGAGACGGGAUUCGAAGUUCUCUCCUACGUCAGCGAUCGAAGAUCAGAGACGCCGCCGCGUUUGCCAAGGAAAGUAAAAUAAGGUGGGCCGGACACGUGAUGCGCUUUAACGACAACCGUUGGACCAGAGCCGUGAGCGACUGGAUUCCCCGCGAUAUUAAGCGCAAUACAGGAAGACCGCCGACCCGAUGGUCAGAUUUCUUCACGAAGUCCUUCAAAGAAAAUUACGAUGCUCUUCGUGUCCCACGCGAAAGGAGGAACCACUGGGCUACUCUGGCACGCGACCGGGACAAAUGGAAGAAUUACUGGCGCCCGCUCGACCGGUUCGAAGACCAACGGGAGUCAAGGUGA
Messenger RNA from Necator americanus (New World hookworm), 1137 nucleotides. RefSeq lists its product as uncharacterized. The transcript has a single exon. The coding region runs from base 1 to 1137 and encodes 378 amino acids. The record is from RefSeq and is a predicted model, not a curated record. Lineage: Eukaryota; Metazoa; Nematoda; Chromadorea; Rhabditida; Ancylostomatidae.